This is a messenger RNA of Paramecium tetraurelia, 437 nucleotides long. RefSeq lists its product as uncharacterized. The record is from RefSeq and is a predicted model, not a curated record. Lineage: Eukaryota; Ciliophora; Oligohymenophorea; Peniculida; Parameciidae. The transcript is spliced from 3 exons.
AUGGAUAAUCUUUACGCUUAAGAAAUAAGAUAGCGAUAUCACUCAUCUAUGACUUACUAAGAAUACUUGGAUACUUAUGAUAAACCUCCUCCUAAACCUUAAAUUAGACCCAAAGAAACUCCUUAAUUACUCGAACCAUUAAUUUUAGAAGGACAUAAAGGUCCUAAAAUUUAAUAAUAGAAAUUGACUGUUUAUUCUCCUGACGAUGUCAUUUUUGAGGAAUCUGAGAAUGAUGAGAAGCCCAAAGCUCUAAAUAACAUAUCAUGCUAAAGAGCAUUAAAAGAACAUAAUAUUAGAAUAAGAAGCUAGAGCGAGAAUUUAGGAUUUUCAGUAUUUCGAUUUUUGCAAUAAAAGAAAAAUAAAUUCCCAUGAUUCAUUAAUUUUUAAACAUUGAUUUCUUUCAACACUUAUCUAAAGUUGAUUGCCUACUAACAAAA